CAAUAGGAGCUAGCGAGCUGCGUUCUGUGUUGCUGCUCAGUUUGGCCACACCGACACCGUGCAUCUAUUUUGGUAUCUUCAGAGCUCACUCGCUAUACAGGAGCGUGGCCACACCAGCGCAUUUGAACAUGGACCUGAGGGCUUGACUCACUUUGCAGGUGGUUCUGCACUGGAUUCUUGGACUCUGCAUUGAGGAUUUGUGUUUGAUAUACUGCUGUCUCUAUUGGACGCUUUACACUCAACAUGAAAGACCCGUAACAAAGGAAGUUCCAAGAUCCGACCACCUCCCAAAUCUCUGGCUGACCUGGAGGAAAACCAAAGGAUCUUCAGAGUUGCACCAACUGUAAAGGGAGGCGAAACAGGUGAUGCAAGAGACGGAAAGACUGCUGUUAACAUCAUGAGCUGUGUGGAAAAGCGACACAUGAGCCAUCGGAUGGGGAGCAUGCUUCACCAUCGCUUCCCCAACGGCUUUACUGACUUGUUCAUGGACGAGACUGAUCGCGAGGUCAGCACUCUCACCGAUAGAGCCUUUCGGAGUCUCUGCGUUGGAGAUGACGCAGUUUACAAUGACGAGUUCUUGUAUGGAUACUCGCCUUUCAGUUGCCACAAACCUUUGGCCGGGGAGCCUGUUAAAAAGACUCAUCAAAAGGAAUCUAAACAGCAAGGGCAAAACAAAACUGACAAAAAAUAUGCUCAGCCAUGGAAGGAGCAGCAACAGAAGAGUCUAUCCCACAUGUCAUCUUUCCUCAAGGCAUUAAGUGCCACAGAGGAAAGCUGUGAGGGGAUGUUAAUCAAAAAUGGAGGUAUUACAGACUCUAAGGGGGAAUCUUGGGAUAAGUCUGCACUUCGCAGCAUCCAAAGAGAGCUAUCGGAGUUCUCCUCGGAUUAUCACACCAAUCUCUCAGAUGGACAUUACAAGAACCAUCAUCGACAUCACACUGGUGAUAGCUCAUCAAACACAACAGGCAAAGACGCUGCCCUGCCCUCAGGGAAAUCCUCAAAAACGAAAAAUGGGAAAUCCACUGUCAAACUGAGGAAACUCAACAUCAAAAACUUUUUCCUCCACAGUGAGUUCAGCCCUUUCCAAACAUGGAAUGAUUUUAACCGGUUCCCAUUCGGCCAAGAGAACACAGUUCUUACCACAGAUAAUAUCCCUAAAUGGUACGACUUGCCUUUUUACAAGGAACUGACAGAAGCACACAGAAAAGUGACCCUACAUGCAGAGGAGGCGCAGUCAUGCCAGAGGGUGGCAGUUGAGCCCCCUCCUCCCACUGCUCCUAAACCUAUCCCUCCCUGUCCUCCGCCAAAGGUCCUGCCGAAGCCUUCAGCCACUCCGGCUGAGACAAGGUGCUCAUCAGAGGGAGGGGAUGGGAAUGCUGCCCCCUGGAGGCGCAACAGGUCCAGGGCUAAAAGUGUGAUCCCAGUCAAUCAGCAUGGUGUACCACCUCAGCAAAACAGUUCAAAAACAUUAGAUGAAAGUCUUUUCCUGGUCAAGAAGGAAGUCAGAUCUGUGGAGGUGAAAGCAGUUGAAGAGGUCAGCUCUGUUGCAUCAACUCCGUUCAGCAUCUGCCAGCUGAUGACUCCCCUCAUUCCCUCUAGACAACCGACAGAAACGUCAGAAAUUCUCCAAGGUGUCUUUUCACCCUCUGCCCUUGACCUUCCACUAAGGCCACACUCUGAGGUCAAACUGACCCCUGAACCUCCGGUCAAGCGGGACAACUACAAAUCACUCGCCUCUAGCAUCCUCUUCAACCUCAAAGAUAACAGGAAAAGGGUGAAAAGCCGCUACAGCCCACCGAAAUUUAAAACUUUGGAAGUGCCGGGGAGUGGCUGCCAGUCUCCGCAAUCAGAUUACAUGAAACAUCCACAAGGUUCUGAGGGCAAUGUGUCUGGCUUAAGCACUCCUGCAGUUUUAAAAGAUGAACAGACAGUUUGUAGUCCCGUUUUGGAAUCUAACAGCGUUCCAACAGUUGAUCUUGAUAAGCCAGAAACUGAUGCACCUCUUUCGGAUGAUUAUUUGUUAUCAAAUCUCCUGCAAAGCAAGAGGGAGGGUGGUCUGAAUAAGAGUCCCAUGGCUAAAAAGCUAAACUACCCCUCACUGAACCUGUACAAGAAAACCAGCCCUGUUGACAGCGAUAUGAAAUAUCUUCAAGUCUCUCAGAGUACUGGUGCUCCUUUACACACAGACCAGCCGGCUGAGACAAACGAACGUUCACCACUCACGCUUAACAAAGCACUCUCUCCAAAAGCACUGCCAGCAAACACAGGGCUUUCACCAGGUACUUUGAAUGUCAACAAAGACCGUUCACCCAUAAUUUCACCUCAUGCAAUUGAGAAAGAAGGCUUGUCAUCAAAUGUAUCAGCAGGGAAGAGAGCACCAAAUGAACCAGAACAGGCAAAACAACCUGCAAAAGACAUAAAAGAAAAGUAUGUUGGAGCGCAGCCUGCUAACUCUAAAGAAAAAGAUCCUAGUGGCCAGCCCAUCAGUACAAUGGAUGUGAUAAGAGCAGCAAGGGAAGCAAUUAAUGCAGCCAAAAAUAAAGCUCAGUCAGAAACCAUCAAUAAGCCCUUUUCAGGCAUAGAGCAACUGCAGGAGAAAGAAACAGACCAGAAGUUUGCAUAUUCAAAAGAAAUGUUGAGCACCAAGAGAGAGAGUUCAGUACCUGAAAACAAUCAUGUCUCAGCCCAAAACAGAAAUGACACAACUGGUGCAACACCAGUUAGCAACAAAGGUAAUAUCAAGAAAGAGCCCCCGCCAGUUCCAAAGAGAAAUUUUGCUAAAUCUGAUAUUGAACUCCAUCUCGACAAACAGCAAACACAUAACGCUGACGGACUCACUAAUGGUGAUUCGACGAAUGAGAGCCUAGAUUUACAACCUAAUGAAAAUGAAUCUGUCAAGAAACAGGGCAGACGCAAACAUAUAUUCUCAGCCAGACAGAACAAUUACAUUAAAUACCAGAGAUAUUCAGUAACAGAUGAUGAACAAGGGGAAGUGUUUGAGGAAGGCAAUCUGAAAGUUAAUACAAGAACAGAGAAGGAGGCGGAGGUGGCAUCACCAAGAGAAAUGAGAGACAGCGAGCAUAUAAUAAAUGAUUUGCAGGCUUUAAAAGGGCUGGAGAGAGCAAGACUUGGAGAUCGUGUUCUCGAUAACGCGAGAAACAAAUUAGGUGUUUUUAAGAUAAAUGAGGAGGCGAAGGCUAAGAAUGAUUUGAUUUCAAGGGAGCUAAGGAAUAUCAAGAAGGGUAUGAUGUCUAUGAGAGGGAACACAUUGGCUAAAAGAGAAGUAUUUGCACAUAAAGAGAAGGAGCAGAGCAAGCCGGAGACUUUUGCAAAGAUAGACACUAAUGUUAUAGUAAACAAAGCCCUUUUUAAUGACAAUUAUGACAAAGCCAAAAUGGCCCUUGAAGAGAUCAUUUCGGAAAGGCAAAAGAAACAGAACAAAGUGACAGAGCCGGGUGCAAGUCCAAUAUUUGAUGAGAGCGAGGAAAGUUAUGUGAAAAGGGUACAGCAACGUAAAAAAGCACUUAAAGAUUCUGUGACGGAUGCUAAUAAGAAACAAAAUGGCAGCCCUCUUACACAAAAAGAAAAUGAUUUAAAAGAGAGGUUAAGUGAUCUGAGAGACCACAAUCGCAUGAGACAGAUAAUGUCGCAAACUGAACCUGGGCUUGGUGAGACUCACGUACCAGGCGGCAAGAGUGGCAAUGAGCUGAACACACUCCAAAGAAUUAAAGUGAAACACAUUAAUGAUAAACUGACUGAAGAUCCGAGCUAUGAAUCAGAGGAGCUGAAUUUGAGACACACAGUGAGACAGAUGUCUGAAGACAGUGGAGAAAAUCUAGUGAACCGAAACGAAGACAAAAAGAGAGAUGCACCUCCUGUUCCUCCUAGGAGCAAGAAGGGGGGGAACAGAAGAGACAGUGAUACUCAGGAGACAGAUAGUCUAAAAGAUGUAGUAGAAGACGAUAUCUUUAAGAAAUAUGGAAAUCAUGAAACUGGUGAGGUAGACUUAAUAGAGAUAAGGAGUACAGGCUCAGAAAAUCACAGAGUAGAUAGUGACACAAAAGAAUCAGUGUCGGGUCAAAGUGAAACCGGUACUGAUAAAGAGAAGAGGGAUGUGGUGAACAAGGAAAAUUCAAAAUUCAGCCCUGUAGCCAAUCCAGUUAUAUAUGAUAACAUUUUACCCUCAAAAUGCCCAGAAUCAGACAUUAGAUUGUAUUCAUCACCACAGUUUAGAGGAAAUGAAAAUACGGCAAAUAACUUCCAAACAAGUAUGAGCCCCACUACAGACACCCCAUUCAAAAACACCAACAGUAGGGCACAGGAAACACCCCGGGUAAAACGGAAGGCUCCUUUAAGACCAGACCAUUUGAACACAUCAGAUGACAAUGUUACCAACAACGUAGUUGCAGAGGAAACUGACAAAAUCAAUAGCGUUAGUGAGGAGAUAAAUGUGGAUGCAGAGGCUUCGAGUGAAACGCCCAGGAGCAUAAUAUCUCCCUUACUGUUGCUGAAUGGUGUUAGCAUCAAUCAGAGCCCACCUGACCAAGCCAGCUUGUCCUCAAAAUCAUCCUACUUCUCUGUGGAAAGCGCACUGCACAGAAACACUGAGACCGAGUCAAAUAUUUACAACUCUCUGGAGAACUUGAUUGGAGAGGUGGAGGAGACUGAUGAGAUGACACGGAACAUUUCGCAAAACACAAAACCAGAUUCGGACCGGACGGAAGUGGACUAUUAUUCUUUAAGUGAUCAUGAGAGCGAGCCAGAGGCUGCAAGGCAGCUGAUUAAAUCUCCUCCAAAAGAGACAGAAGUACAGUGCAAGGACAGCAAAGAAAGAGAAAACACCACGGCUGAUCAGGGUUUAACUCAUGAUGAAAAUAAUGAGAUACCAAUGUCACCCCCCAACACCUUCUCACCACCUUUGGGCAUCCCUGCCUUAUUUAAGGUCAAAGACAACACCUUCAGCAAUAAGUUGAAGAAGAAUAUACAACCCUGGUCACCAAGAGGGAGUGUGAGUGUUUCAGAGAGACAAGAGGAGGAGAUACAUCUAGUGAAGGAAAAACCGGAGCUCCCUCUGGCUAAUGAACCUGUGACCAGAGGAAGCACACCAAUCCCAGAUGAAAUCCUCAAACCUAAAGAGACUCCAUCAAACUGCUCUCCCCCCCUUCUGCCAUCUCCUUUAAAUCUGCAAAGUGAAAACCCAAAGAAACCACAAUUUGGAGGGUUCCUCACUGUCCCACAGGAGGAGGACAGGUUCUCUGGGGUGAGUCCAUCAUCUGAAGGUGUCGAGAGUUUAACAAGCGCAACUGACACAGCAGAGGAGUUGGGAAUGAAUGUCGGAGUGAUGACAGAGCCUCUAGUGUCAAAGGUUCCCAGUGAACGAUCUGGGUCCACCUGCAGUGGUAAUGACAGCCAAACAGGCCUGCCCAAACCACCGGCUGUCUUACCCAAAUCUGAGAAGGCAGUUCUCAAAGCCAUCAAGCUGACAAACAGGAGGAUGAAAAAGGAGGAGGCCCAGAAGUCUCCCCACAAGUCAUCUCAAGGCAGCAGCAAACACAGAGCAGACAGACACAAGAGCGACAAAUCUGAGAACAAAAGCAGAAGCAAAAGCAGAGACAAGAAAUACAGAGACAAGACUGAAGAUGGCCAUCACCAAAGUGAACGUCAUGUCAAAAACAAAGAUGAUCAGAGGGAUCAUCUACUCGUUGAAGGAAGAGACCACAACACUGAAAACCCUCGUCACAACAGAACAGACGUGGGCCACAAGACUCGGCGACAGAGCCAUGAUUCGGUGGAAAGUAACACCCAGAGCAAUGAAACGCUACCCAGCGGUAAAACAGAAAGGCCUGGCCGCAGCAGCAACAGACACGCUCGAGACAAGCCGGAGCAAAGAAACUACAGUAGUGACAGGAUCAUCAGUAACGUACCUGUGUACAAAGCUCACAUCAGCGAUAUACCCACGUCGGACAGGCCUUUCAACAGAUCCCAAAGCAUCGACAGGUACCUGGGAGAUAAAGUGGAGCGGAGGCUCAGUGCUGAUAUGUCAGUCAACGAGAAGCUUGAUCCGAGGGCCCAGCGCAUUGAGAAAUCCAUCAUGGACGAGCUUCAGCAGAGGGGCCGAACCAGAGACAAGGCGAGCAGAGACAACCCGCUGAGGAGGAGUCACAGUAUUGAUGCGUACAGCACCGAAGUACCACAUCCUUCAACCCUGUCCCGACAGUCAAGCCACACCAGCCACACCAGCAACACCAACCAACUUUCUCGCCAGUCCAGCAUGGAGCACGCCAUUGUUACACAGUCCUUCCCCAUGACCCAACGUAAGCUUCUCCAGGAUCCAGACUCUGGACACUACUUCAUGGUGGACAUGCCCGUACAAGUCAAAACAAAAACUUUCUUUGAUCCAGAAACAGGGAGCUAUGUUCAGCUGCCGGUCCAGCCACCAGAGGGUGCUGUCCCUCAGGCAUCCCCCUUGGAGGUUUUGACCCCACCCAUGGUUGUUUACCACAGCUUUGUCCCUGUGCCUCUGUCUCCCAUGGCUCAGAAAGCCACCCUCCAAGCCCCUCACAUAACACCAGAGGAGUUUGAGCAGAGGCAUCUUGAGAGGUCAAGGCAAAUGCAUUGUAAGGAGAGACAUCCGUAUUUAGAGAAUGUCUAUGGUCAACAUGAGCACAUGUUAGGGGAGUUCCUAGGCACAGAGGAGCUGGACUGUCCUAGCUGAUAGGCCUUGAGGUUUGAAAGGAACAAUCCCUCUUCCGCUUAAGCUGAUUUAUGUCAUCAAUUUGGGGUUUUCAUUGUAUCUGUUUGGCCUGUUACAGAAUAAGCAAUACACAAGAACAACAAAAUGGACAAAAAUGCAAAAUAUAUCAGCAAUACCUGUUUCAUUUUGAACAGUGCUGAAGCGUUUCAGCGUGGGUUUCGUCGGUGUCUGAUCCUUGAAUUAGCUUAUUACUAAAGCUAUGCUGUCAUUUUGAAGCUACUGAAGCCUUGAUUGGUUUUGUAAAGAGGAAUGAGUUUGACUUGAGACAGGAGAUAAUGAAUUUGUGACUGAGUGAGAGUUGUCGUAUGCUGGGUUGACUGAUUUGUGUAAGAUAAUGUGCAUUUAUGCAAUUGGACAUGGAUGAUCCAUGUACAUAAUGUAUUUAAGUGUAAACAGAGGGGGUAGGUUGAAUGUAAAUCUAGAAUAUUUAUUGUAAAUGCUGAAAGUUUGUUAUAUACAUUGACAGUGGUGUUGCGGUCUCCACUGCUUUUCAGGUAUUGCGGCCCUCUGUUUUAUUUCCUGCAAAGUUUGUUGCCUUGAGGUUUCUUUUUUCACCAGACAGUUUGCAGUCACUUAACUUUUCAUCAGAGGUACAUGAAAGAAAUAUAACUAAUCACGAAGUAUGACUGAUUUGUAUGUUAUUGAUUUGAACUGACCAUGUCCACGCAACUAAAUUCUAAAAACGUUUUGCAUGCUGAAGUUACAGGUUACACCUGUUCAACGUGUUAGAUGUAACACAAGUUGGAUUUACACUGCCUAAAAGCUUGAAUUGGCACUAUUGCAAUGAAUGUUUUUGUUUUUGUUUUUUUUUAAAUAUGCAGAGGACAUGAGGGAGAAUUGGUUUGCAAGUUUGUUGCAUUGGAGUUUUUUUUUCUAAACUAGAAUAAAGCAGGGCUGUAUUGUGUCUGUGAUCCAUUCCAAUAAAAAAACAACUGUUGCUACAGACUUUCAUUGUACUAGUAUCAUUUAUAUGGCUGCGGUGUCAUUCUUCAUGUAAAGCAAAGUCUAAACUAAUGACAUUCCUGUUUUUAACUGAGCAAUGAAAGCCCACAUGUUCACAAACAAGAAUUACCACUGGCCACUGAAAUCCCUGAUUAAAAAAAACAAUAACUGAUGAGUGAACAAUUAGAGAACAAUAUUGUUUUAUUUUUAAUUUGAAACUGAUUUGAUGUGGUUCUGUAAGAUUUUGUGUUUUACAAAAAUAUAAUCACAAUCUGAUCCACAUACUGUUGAAUAAUGCCUACAUUAUAGGCAUAAUGUAGGUUUGCCCUCUUCAACUUGAGCUCUUUCCUGCCACCUGUUGGUCAGUUGCUGUAGUGGUGGGGUGA
This is a messenger RNA of Acanthopagrus latus (yellowfin seabream), 8082 nucleotides long. Its product is annotated as microtubule-associated protein futsch. NCBI's taxonomy places the organism in Eukaryota, Metazoa, Chordata, Actinopteri, Spariformes, Sparidae. The record is from RefSeq and is a predicted model, not a curated record. Gene Ontology annotation, cellular component: Z disc. Gene Ontology annotation, biological process: positive regulation of calcineurin-NFAT signaling cascade. The transcript has 3 exons. The coding region runs from base 398 to 6715 and encodes 2105 amino acids.